AUGGCGAAGACGAUGUUGGUUCAAAUAUUAUCAAAGGUUCCCUUAUUGGAGGAGGUAAGGGAGGAUUGCUUGGUGUGUAAAAAGGAACAAAGUGGUAUGUAUAGUGUGAAAACAGGCUACAAGCUUUGGUUGCAUAAUCGUCGCAAUCACAUAUUUUGCGAAGGCGGUGUGGAGGAUGAGUGGCAAGUGUUUUUUGGGUGCCCCCAAACGGCACAUUGUUGGACUAUUGUAAGGCUAGGUGAAGUUAUUGGCCCUAAAAUUGAGCAUGAGAGCGAUGUGAAGUCGAUACUUCAAGACAUUUUUCGGAGGGAGGAUAAGAGGGUUGCAGAUAGAGUGGCGGUUAUGUUAUGGGUUUUGUGGAAUAAUAGGAAUAGUUGGAUUUGGAAUAAUGAAAAGAAAGAUGUAAUCCAAUUGGGUUUCAAUAAUCAGUCAAGCACUACUAAUAGAGGGUGGUGCUUCAGAGACUGUUCUGGUCGUUUUAUUUUAGCAAGUACUUCGUGGGACUUUGGCAACCACACGGUUGUAGAAGCAGAAGCGUUGGCACUUAAGGAAGCGAUUCAAGGAGCUACUCAUAUGCACAUGGAGCGCAUUACCUUUGAAAGUGAUUCUCAAACGGUGGUUCAGGUUGUUAACAAUAAUUCCUUUGGUCAUUCUGAGUUUUGUGUUAUUAUUUCUAGUAUUAAGUAA
Vicia villosa (hairy vetch) is the source of this 687-nucleotide messenger RNA. RefSeq lists its product as uncharacterized. The transcript is spliced from 4 exons. Gene Ontology annotation, molecular function: RNA-DNA hybrid ribonuclease activity; nucleic acid binding. The record is from RefSeq and is a predicted model, not a curated record. Bases 1 to 687 code for a protein of 228 amino acids. Lineage: Eukaryota; Viridiplantae; Streptophyta; Magnoliopsida; Fabales; Fabaceae.